Molecule: messenger RNA, 267 nt
Organism: Desarmillaria tabescens
Lineage: Eukaryota; Fungi; Basidiomycota; Agaricomycetes; Agaricales; Physalacriaceae
Exons: 2
Coding region: 1-267 (88 amino acids)
Source: RefSeq, a predicted model, not a curated record
AUGGUCAAAAGCCUCCAGGCAGCCAAGGAGGCUGCUGAAAAAGAGGCCCAGCUUCAGAUUGCUCUCAAGGCUGUUAUUGACUCUGGUUUGGAUGGCAAAGGAUGGCCCAAAUUGUCACUUCAGGCAGCUGCAAAACAGUACGAUGAGAAGGUAUUGGCUGAUUGGAUCAAGGUGCUGGGCAAACAAGGAAUUCCGCUCAGUCUUGAAGCAGUCACAGAACAUGCAUCACAUAUUGUUGGGGAAGAGGUCUCGGUUAACUGGGCAUGA